Ipomoea nil (Japanese morning glory) is the source of this 879-nucleotide messenger RNA. RefSeq names its product myb-related protein 305-like. Gene Ontology annotation, molecular function: sequence-specific DNA binding; DNA-binding transcription factor activity. Gene Ontology annotation, cellular component: nucleus. The coding region runs from base 56 to 685 and encodes 209 amino acids. NCBI's taxonomy places the organism in Eukaryota, Viridiplantae, Streptophyta, Magnoliopsida, Solanales, Convolvulaceae. The transcript has 3 exons. Gene Ontology annotation, biological process: regulation of DNA-templated transcription. The record is from RefSeq and is a predicted model, not a curated record.
CCUGCUCCCAUUCUUCUUCAAUCCACAAAAUCAUUAAUCUUCUCCUCUCAUCAAAAUGGAUAAGAAAACAUGCUGCAAUAGUAGCUCUUAUGAUCCUGAGAUCAGGAAGGGACCUUGGACUAUGGAGGAAGACUUGAUUCUCAUCAACUACAUUGCUAAUCACGGCGAAGGUGUCUGGAAUUCUCUGGCUCGAUCCGCAGGUCUCAAGCGUACCGGUAAGAGUUGCCGGCUCCGGUGGCUGAACUACCUUCGACCGGACGUCCGGCGGGGCAAUAUUACGCCGGAGGAACAGCUAUUGAUCAUGGAGCUUCAUGCUAAGUGGGGAAACAGGUGGUCAAAAAUUGCUAAACAUUUACCCGGAAGAACGGAUAACGAGAUAAAAAAUUUCUGGAGGACUAGGAUACAGAAGCAUCUGAAGCAAGAAGCAGCAACAAAUGAGAGUACUGUAAUUAGCGGGCAGGGUUCCUGCGACAAAACCGAUCAAGUAAGUAGCACGAGCGCAAGCCAACUCUCUUCAAUAGGGCAAGGGGACAUCUACUCUUCACCGCAAUCGUCCUUCGUUUGUAAUAUGGAGAUCGAGACCGGUUUUCAAGGUCAUCAUUUCCCCUCUCAUGAAUAUUCCAACGACGCCGUUUGGGGCAUGGAUGACAUCAGCUGGUCCAUGCAAAUUCUCAACGGAGAUUAAUUAAGCUGGCCGGAUGUAAGGUUGUCAAGUACAUUGAGCACUGCAGAAUUAUAUAUAUUUCACCAUACAUAUGAUUACGUCUGUUAUAUAUGCCCAGUACAGAUAUACGACGUCGUACUAUAAUGUAUACAUGACCAUCAUCCCAUAUUUGUAUACCUCUAUAUAAAUAUAUGGAAGUGUUAUCUUAUGUUUAA